Messenger RNA from Caenorhabditis angaria, 5379 nucleotides. NCBI's taxonomy places the organism in Eukaryota, Metazoa, Nematoda, Chromadorea, Rhabditida, Rhabditidae. The record is from the annotation of a GenBank genome assembly.
CUGAGAAAGGUUAGUUUGAUAUAUUGAUAUGACAGAAGUUAAAGAAAGUGAAAAAAAAUGUUUUGAAAUUUUUCGUUUUUUUUAUUUUCCUCUCCGAGUCGUGAGAUUUUUUGAAAUUAAUCUGUCUCUCAACGUGAAAUUGAAAUUUAAAACUUUUUUCCAAGUCUAGUCUAAUUACAUUUCGAAGCAUGUUGUACUUCCAAAGUUUUGCUUGUCUACAUUCAUAAAAACCAUACGAUUUGAAAAUGGAGGAACACGAAAUAUGUGCAAAUCUAAUUUGUUCAAAAUUAUGCAAAAAAGAGGGUCCACAGACGGAUGAAUGUGGGCGUGGUCAAGUUUGUAUUCUUCUUCUUAAGAUGGAGAAAAUGACGAGGUAGAGGAAAACAAGAGGAGUAGACAGCAGAUGGAUCUAAAAACGGCUGUUCUUCAUAUUCUUCAACUUAUUCUUCUGACAACAUCUUUUUUCUUCUUCAUAGUGCUCUCAAAUACUUGUGCUCAUUAGAUUCGCGCACGUAACUCGACGGAUCGUAUUUCUUUUUUUUUGCCGCCACCGCCGUCUUCUCCUUUUUUGAAUACGUCGUCGUUUUUCUUUAGUUUUCUACGAAUUAUUCGAAGAUGAUACUUUUGAAACUUUUUAUACUACUGUAUUUCAAUUCGGUAAGGUUCUAGAAGCAAAAACAGAGAGAAAUAUUACGAUAGAUUUUGGAAAAUACUUAUCCCCUAUACAGUUCAAAUUUAGUUUCUAAACUGAGUCUCUGACUCACGGGUUAUAUUUAGUUUUUUGAUUCAGAAUAUUGUUUGGUUUAUCCACUAAUCGGAUCUUAAAAUGUACGUAUUUUUCUGGUAUUAACUUUUGAAAAUAUCAUAGUUCAAAAUUAUUAUUUUUUGUUUCAAUUUUGGGUUGUUUUUUCCUUCACAAAAUCCGAUAAGAAUUAAAAAAAUUUCAAAGAAGUUUUUUCAAACAUUAAAGUUUUCUGGUUUCAAAUCUUUUUCAGUUGGUCCUCCAAGACUACCAAUUUUAAAAAAAUCAAAUUCUCUUUCCUUGUCACAAAAUUUUGAUCAAAAGUCAAAAGACCACUUUAAAAGUUUUUUGGAAUUCGAUACUUUUUGGAACAAACUUUUAUUUUUCUGGCAAAAAAUGUUUUUAGAGUGAUCGCUCUCACACAAACAACAAAACAGAAAAAUCAAAGUAAAAACUUUUUGAUGGCUGUUAUUCUAUUUUGAGCGUGGGAAUUUGGAACAAUUAGUUAGCAUUAGUUGACAUCUGGAAAAAAAAGUGAGGAAGAAAUAGGAAAGAAAUGUACAUACAUCCAAACUAAAAACCAAUAUCAAAUUAAAAAUAAUUUUCAGAACAACCAAGUCAACAAAUAUUGUCAACGACACAUGUUCUCAGUGCUCGCUAUUGCGACCCAAAUUUUGGCAAAUGUUAAUGCUGCCACCACUCCGGUAUAAAUAUUACCAAACAAUUUUUUUUUCAAAAAAAAAAUAUGUAUUUCAGGCACCAGAUUUUUCAAAUGACACUCUCACUACUCCUGUAACUCCUAUCAAUGCUCCACAAAAAUUAACCUAUAUUCGAAUACCUGGUGAUAUUAUAAUAGGCGGUGUUUUUCCAGUUCAUUCCAAAUCUUCGAAUGGUGAUGAUUGUGGAGAAAUUGCUGAAACUAGGUCGGUUUUAAUUUGAAAAAAAAAUUAUAUAAAUUAAAAAUUUCAGGGGUGUUCAUCGGGUGGAAGCAAUGUUAUAUGCACUAGAUAUGAUAAAUGCUCAAAAAGAUUUUUUACGCGGGUUGAAACUGGUAAAUACAUACAUAAUUUAGAGGAUAAAUUAAUAAAUUGAAAAAUAUAUUAAUUUAGGGUGCACUGAUUCUUGAUUCGUGUUCGAAUCCAGCAUUUGCAUUAAAUCAGAGUUUGGAAUUUGUUCGUGAUAUGAUCGGAUCGUCAGAUGCAAAGGAUUAUACCUGCAGGUUUGUUUUGUGAAAAAGUUAGAACCUAAAUUCAAUUUUGAAAUCUUAAGGGAAUUUAAUAAUUGUAAUUUUUGAAGCAGACAAGUUUUUUUUCUCAAGCAUGUUAUUAGAACACAUUUCUUGAGAAUUGCUGCAUCUCUGACGAACCUUAUAAUUUUGAUUGUGAUCGCAUAAACUUUCUUUCAGUGAUGGUAAAACACCCCAAAUUUCUGCAAAACAUCGAGAUAAGAAAAGUGUGGCUGCGGUAGUUGGUGGAAGUUAUAGUUCAGUAUCCGUACAAUUGGCGAAUUUAUUACGACUAUUUCGAAUUGCUCAAGUUAGUCCGGCAAGUACAAAUGCUGAUCUUUCCGAUAAAUCAAGAUUUGAAUAUUUUGCCAGGUAAUUUUGUUUUUUUUUUCUUUAAAUAAAAAUAUAUUUAUUUCAGAACUGUACCAUCAGAUAACUAUCAAGCAAUGGCGAUGGUUUCAAUUGCCAAAAAAUUCAAUUGGACAUAUGUUUCAUUGGUGUUUUCAGCUGAUGAAUAUGGUGAAUUAGGAGCUGAUGCUUUCAAACAAGAAGCGAGAAAACACGAAAUUUGUAUUGCGAUUGAAGCAAGAAUAACCCUCAAAGAUUUUGGUGAUAAAAUUGAUGCUGUUGUUGAUAAGUAAGAUUUUUCCUAUUCAAAUACUAAUCUUAAACAUUUCCAAAAAAAAAUAUUUUUCAAGGCUUCAACCUGAUAAAGAAUAUGGUGCAAGAGUUGUUGUAUUAUUCGUUGGAACAGAAUAUAUCCCAAUAAUUUUGAGCCAAACUGCCACGCGUAUGAAACUAUCAAAUGUUCAAUCAAAGAAAAAAAUUAUAUGGUUGGCAUCAGAAAGUUGGGAUCGGAAUAAUGAAAAAUACACAGCUGGUGAUAAUCGUUGGGCGGCUGAAAAUGCGAUUGUUUUGAUGUUGGCUUCGCAAAAAGUUCCACCAUUUGAAGAGGUAAAUCCACACAAAAUGAAAAAUAAUUGAAAACAAAAAUGUUUCAGUAUUUCAAAAGUCUAAACCCUGGGACACCGAAAUUCAAGAGAAAUGGUUGGCUUCGUGAACUUUGGCAAGUUAAACAUGGAUGUCAAUUCGAUUUGCCAGAGAAACCUUUUGCAUCGGAUGGAGAAACACCGAAACGAUGCGAAGAAUUUGUGCAAAUUCCUGAAGAGUUUAAAGCAGAUGAUAAAGUUCAAUUUGUUAUAGAUGCUGUUUAUGCAAUUGCUCACGGACUUGAAGUAGAAUUUUCAAAAUUUUUAAAAUAAUUUAAACUUUGCGGACUCUUUUGUAGAAAUUGAGCUUUUUUUUUACAGAAAAUGAGAAGUGAAUUAUGUCCACCAGAUGAGAUGGAUAAAUGGUUUUCACGUAAUAGUGCUCCACCAACUCAAUGUCAGGCGAUGCAAACUAUUGAUGGUCGAGUAUUCUAUAGGGAUUAUCUGACAAAGGUCAAAUUCAAGAGUGAGUAUUAAUUUGAAAUAACUUCUAACAUGAGUUAUCGUUUUUAUUAGAUAUCGUUGGUAGAGAUUUUGAGUUUAAAAAGAAUGGAGAUGGUCCUGGUAGUUAUACAAUUUUAACAUAUCGACCAAGAGACAAACGAAAAAGAGGAUCAGCUGACAAUAAUUCUGAUUAUGUUGAAAUUGGAAAUUGGACAUAUAAGGGUGAAAAUCCAGACGGUACUCAUAACUAUGAGGUGAGUCAUAAAAACGAUAUAUGUAUGAAAAAUUUGUGAAUUGUAUUUCAGAUAAAAAUUUACGAUGAUAAACUUUUCUGGAAUAAUUCGAGUAAGCCUCCACUUUCAGUUUGCUCUUUACCAUGUGAAAGAGGAUAUAAAAAACAAUUGAUCAAAGUGAGUUUAUCACUACAAUAUCCAGAUCAACAAGAAAACCCCGUUUUUAGGAUGAGCAAUGUUGUUGGGCUUGCAGUAAAUGUGAUGACAAUGAGUUUCUUGUCGGCGAAACGCAUUGUGAAAAAUGUGCACUGGGAUGGUGGCCAAAUAAAACUAGAACUGGAUGUUAUGAUAUUGCUAAAAAAGAUUUGCAGCAUAUGGAAUGGAGCUCUUGGAAUUCGAUUAUACCCACAAUAUUAGCUGUGAUUGGAAUAUGCGCUACAUUAUUUGUGAUUGUAGUUUAUGUUAUGUACAACGAAACACCGGUUGUCAAAGCAUCUGGAAGAGAAUUGAGCUAUGUUUUGCUGAUAGCGAUGGUUAUGUGUUAUACAAUGACAUUUAUUUUGUUGUCAAAACCAACUGCAACAAUUUGUGCCAUUAAAAGAACUGGAAUUGGUUUCGCAUUUUCUUGUUUAUAUUCUGCCAUGUUUGUGAAAACAAAUCGUAUUUAUCGGAUUUUCAAUAAUAAAACAGCACAAAGACCAAGAUAUAUCUCACCAAUUUCACAGGUUCACUUAUUUUCUGAUUAAGGAUUUUUCCAAUAUAUGAAAUUUUUAGGUUGUUAUGACAAGCAUGUUAGCUGGAUUGCAACUAUUCGGAAGCUUUGUUUGGCUAAUAAUUGUGCCACCAGGUUUGUUCAUUUCCUCUACAAUCUUUUUUUUCAAAAAAUAAUUUCUAGCAACACGCCAUAGUUAUCCCACAAUAAGACAAGUUGUGCUAACUUGUAAUGUUCCUGAUCAUCAUUUCUUAUAUUCACUUGCCUAUGAUGGUGUGCUUAUUGUUUUAUGCACAGUUUAUGCUGUAAAAACUAGAAAAGUACCAGAAAAUUUUAAUGAGACCAAAUUCAUCGGAUUUUCAAUGUAUACAACUUGUGUUGUAUGGCUUAGUUGGAUAUUCUUCUUUUUCGGAACAACCAGCAAUUUCCAGGUGAGAUUAUUAUUUUCUGAUAAACUAAUGACUCUGAAAAAACAAAAAAAAAUAUUGUUAAGAUUCAAACUGCCUCUUUAUGUGUCUCAAUUUCAAUGUCAGCCAAUGUUGCACUUGUUUGUAUAUUCUCUCCAAAAUUGUGGAUCAUUUUAUUCGAAAAACACAAAAAUGUUAGAAAACAGGAAGGUGAAAGUAUGCUUAACAAAAGGUUUGUGCUAAAUUUCAAUGUUGUGAUAUACAUACAUACAUAUAUCAAAAUUAAUUCAGAAAAGAAACAGAAAUUGCGAAAUUCUAAAAAAGGUUAUUUAGAGUUUUCAUUUAUCUCUAACCAGAUUUUUUUGAAUUUUAAAUCCAUAACAUUUUUUUCUUACAUUACAACGCAUGAAGCAUGUUUUUUGCCCAGAAUUGAUAAUGCACUUUCAAAUAGUUUUUCAAAUUUUCAGCAGCAGAUCUCUUGGAAAUUGUAGUACUCGAUUAUGUGCCAAUAGUAUCGAUGAGCCAAAUCAAUAUACAGCUCUAUUAUCAGAUAGUACAAGACGAAGAGCAUCGCGUAAAACUUCGCAACCGACGAGUACGAGUUCGGCACAAGAUACGUUUUUGUAA